Messenger RNA from Diabrotica virgifera virgifera (western corn rootworm), 1771 nucleotides. RefSeq lists its product as uncharacterized. The record is from RefSeq and is a predicted model, not a curated record. The transcript has 4 exons. The coding region runs from base 99 to 1619 and encodes 506 amino acids. NCBI's taxonomy places the organism in Eukaryota, Metazoa, Arthropoda, Insecta, Coleoptera, Chrysomelidae.
UGAUUCUCUAAUGGUCGGUAUAAAUUAAAGAUACAGGGGAUGAUAGAGCGCAAUCACUCGCAGUACCAAGGUUAUCGCGCAUUGGCGAUCCGGAAAAGAUGUACCCAAAAUUUUUUGCGGUGCUGAUUCUGGCCUUGCACGUUGCCUUAAGCACUGGAACAUUCGGUGGAGGAAAAGAACAUGUACAUAUCAGAGUUCACGUGCCUAGUCAAGAAGUCCAUCACAAGGAAGUGAUUAAAAUUCACGAUCAUGGAGGCGGUGGCGGACAUGGCGGAGGUGACGACCAUCACGGUGGUGGUGGAUUCGGCGGAGGAUUUGGCGGUGGAUUCGGAGGUGGUUUUGGAGGAGGCGGCGGCUACGGUGGCGGCCAUGGAGGAGGUGGAGGCGGAGGAUACGGUGGCGGAGGAGGCCAUGGCGGUGGAGGUCAUGGCGGUGGAGUUUCACAUACGAUCAUAAUCAAUGGUGCAGGUGGAGGCCAUGGAGGUGGACACGGAGGAGGUGGAGGAUAUGGCGGAGGAGGCGGCUAUGGAGGAGGUGGUGGACACGGAGGAGGUGAUGACCACCACGGGGGAGGCGGCAGCUACGGUGGCGGAGGAGGAGGAGGAUAUGGUGGCGGACAUGGCGGUGGAGGUGGACAUCAAGUUAUAACACUGCAUGGAGGAGAUCCGUUGCCAAGUGGAGGCGGUGGUGGAUACGGAGGAGGCGGUGGUUUUGGAGGAGGAGGUGGAUUUGGCGGUGGACACGAUGAUCAUCACGGAGGUGGAGACUUUGGAGGAGGCGGUGGAUACGGAGGGGGCGGAGGUUUGGGAGGAGGAGGUGGGUUUGGCGGUGGACACGACGAUCACCAUGGAGGUGGAGGAGGCGGUGGAUACGGAGGAGGCGGUGGAUACGGAGGAGGCGGAGGAUUUGGAGGAGGAGGCGGCGGUGGCCACGAUCACCACGGGGGAGGAGGCGACUUUGGCUCCUCAGGAUUUGGCGGUGGAGGCGGAUUUGGUGGAGGAGGCGGCUACGGAGGUGGUGGUGACCACCAUGGAGGAGGCAGUAUCGAUUUCGGCAGUAGCGGAUUUGGCGGCGGCGGUGGAUUUGGCGGAGGAGGAGGUUAUGGAGGCGGUGGAGGUGGUGGUCACGACCAUCAUGGUGGAGGAAGCGACUUCGGAGGAGGAUUCGGAGGAGGAUUCGGAGGAGGAGGUGGUUACGGCGGCGGUGGUGGACACGGAGGAGGCGGUGGUCAUGAUCACGGAGGCGGUGGAGGUGGAUACGGAGGAGGCGGUGGACACGGAGGAGGCGGUGGUCAUGAUCACGGAGGAGGCGGAGGUGGUUACGGCGGCGGCGGUGGAUACGGAGGAGGCGGUGGUCACGGAGGAGGCGGUGGUCAUGACCACGGAGGAGGUGGAGGUGGCCAUGGCGGCGGCGGUGGAUACGGAGGAGGUGGAGGAGGCGGAGGAGGAGGUGGAUUCGUUGGAAUAAUUCAUGACCACCUUGGUGGAGGUGGCGGAGGAGGCCACGGUGGUGGUGGAGGAUAUGGAGGAGGAGGCGGACAUGGAGGUGGUGGAGGUGGUGGCCACGGCGGCGGAGGAGGACAUGGAGGCGGAGGUGGACAUGGAGGCUAUGUAUACUAGGCAUCGGAAACAUUAUGUAAUACCUCUUUCAAAAGUCUGUUUAUGUUAAGUAGAAUGUUUUAUGUGAAGUGUUGUUGUUGAGAAUGUCUGUUAAUAGUUUUAUUUUGUAAAUAUUUUUUUUAUUUUUGUAAUAUAAUUUGUUAAACAAAUCA